AUGCCUCCAGCCGCAGUAUGGCAAAAAACUCUGGCGAUGGUAUGUGAGCAGGGGGCCCCCCCUGCGCUCCUAGGGAUGUCUGGGAAGCCACAACAAUUUGCAUGCCCUCCUACGCCUCCUCUGCCGGCUCUCUCUGCGUGCCUUUCAUUGAGCACUUUGACUCCCGAGAAGAAUAACCUCCCGAGCGAUCACCCUCAAGCUAACAGCGUCAGAUCUAGCCAUAGAAGCAACCUUACAAGCGCCUCGCUGGAAAGCAGCCCUCCCGCCGCGUCUGCGGAAGCCGAUUGGAAGCUCCCUAACCGCAGCUCGAACGAGUUGAGCAGCAGCAUUAGCGGCGAGAGCAUACCAAGCAGCAUCAGUCGAAGGCUUCUACGCGGUGAGCAGGAGAAGCAGGCACCCUCCCAGGAGUCUUUGCAGCCUCUCUCGAGCGCCUCCAUCAGCACGCUGUCGAUCUCGAUGCGCUCCGCUGGAGUCUCUUCGAGACAACUCUCUCUAAGGAAGGAUGCACUUCCCGAAGCCAACCGCAUGGCAGCUGCUAGCCGAGCGAAUUUCUCCUCCCCCGCUGAAUUAGGGCAGCCAGGCUCAGUAGCACCUCCCUGGGCAGCUCCACGUUUUCACCCCGAUGCUGGACGUGUUGGUCGUCUGUCUGGAGGUGACAAAAGAUUCAAGAAAGAAAGGAAGGGAGGAAUGAUUUCCCUCGUGUACGAACGGCAACUCAGAGUGGGUGGCAUCUGCGCCUACAGAUACAAAAUCGCCAAAGGUCCAAUUAGCGCCGCUGAUGGUGUUGGCUUUGUCUUCGCCAGGCGUGGCUCGCUGCUAGAGCGGCGGGCAGUUGAGGGGUUAGAACCUCUUCAGUCGGGGUGUGCGGUGACGCUGCUUAUUGAUCUCAUGCGCUUUAUUGCCAUUUUCCAGAUGACGAUGCCAGAUGGAAGAGAGACCCCCUACCGCCUCGUAGAUUUUGCAGACUUCAACGAAGAACCGCCUCCUUCUCCACAGCAGCAGCAGCAGGAGCAGGAGCAGCAGCAGCAGCAGCAGCAGCAGGCAGACCCCGUGCUGCAACUGCAGCAGCCGCAGCAGUACAGACAGCAGGAACUGGUGGCGCAGCAGCCAGAAACGCGCUGCUCGAAGGGCUACUUUUGUGUGGUCAUCACCUUUGCGCAAGUCACUGUUGAGCUCUUUCAUCCUGUAGAGCUGCUGCAGCGUUAUGUUGCAGCGCGAGCUUCCGGUUCCCCCUUCCCUCCUCUUGAGGGGGCGGGCACUGCAGCAGCAGCAGCAGCAGCAGCGGCAGCGGCAGCAGCGGCAGCAGCAGCCGCCAAGGUGCCUCUGCAGCCCAAUGUGCAGCGUUUGGCGCAUGCCUUUGCUCCAAGCGAGUUUCGAUCGGCAGCUGCUGCAAGCAGCAGUCCGGAGGGUGGCUUCCAUCGCGCUCCUGCCGCUGGUGCUGCCUCGUUUUCGGAGAGCUUGGAUGUCGGUGCAUUGCUUGGGGGAGGCAGUGGGCCUCCUGUUGAGCUGUUGUAUCCUUUUCGAUCUGUCUUUGAGUUGGCGCUGCACUUUUACCGUUCUGGUGUCUCUGCGGGAGUCGCUGCAGCGGCUGCCGCUGCAGGGGGCGAUCCUCUCGCUGCCGCUGCUCUUGCAGGAAUGCUGGCGGGGGACGCCUCCAGCAUAUGUGGAGACGGCUUCUUUCCAGGUGUAUGGGCAGCUGCCUACUUUGCAGCUUUAGGCAGUCAGCAGCAGCCUGGUGAAGCUGCCACCACGGCGUGUGCCGCUGCUGCUGCUGCUGCUGCUGCCAACGGCUCUCCCAUACCGUCAUGCUGUCGCUUCAUUACAGCGCCAGACACUGCGUGUGAAGGCUUAAGCUCUCCGAAAUCAAACGUCGCGGAAGGACUACGUGACAGUGCCACCGGCAGCAGCAGCAGCAGUAGCUGCAGCAGCAGCAGCAGUAGCUGCAGCAGCAGCAGUAGCAGGAGCAGCAGCAGUAGCUGCAGCUGCUCCUCAGCAGCUGCCGUGGCAGCAGCGGCUGCGGGGGUUGCUCCCGCGUCACCACGGAGCUCCUCCCCCUCAGCCUGGGCUUUAGGGUUGGCAUGCGACCAACAGGAAGGCCGCAUGACAGGAACGGCUCCUACGACACCCGUAACGGUGGCAUCUACCACGAGCUGCCACAACAAGACACCAGAAGCCUCCGUCGCUGCUGCCCUCGCCGCUGUGCAGACUCCAGCGGCGGAAGGCAGCAGCCCUUCUUCCCUUUGCCAAACAUCGCCGACGGCUUUUGCCCUGACCCCUCCCGCUUCAGCCGCAUUCGCAAGCUCCCCAGGCGAAAUGCCUCCGCCUGCACACCCCCUCUGCCCGACAGCAGCACCAUCGCCUCCUGCAACGACCCCCCCCGCGACAGCCGCACAGCAGGCAACCACCGCUUCCAGCGUUGCAGCGGAAGUUCAAAGACUUGCAGACAGCUCGGGAGCACCUGUGCUGCGCCCUCCUUUGUGCGCGUCAGUCUGUGCUGCGCCAACAGCAACGCAAGCCUCACCAGAAACACCCGGCUUCCCUCCCGUUGACGCGCUAGACGCCGCGGCGCUGUAUGCAGGCGAGGCUGCAGAGGAGCAGCAACAGCAGCCACACGCCUUGAGGUACGUGCAUCCUCUCCCUUCGGAUCAGCUCGUGGCAGGGUCCUGCCCACCGAGGUCGGGAGUCAUGCAUACGGGGGGGGCUGUUCUUCACGAACGUGUUGCGGAUAGGGGGAGCAACUGCAGCCUGCCAACGGCAGCUGCUGCUGUGGGGACGGCCGUCCCCACUGCUCCUACCCCUAAACCGCCGCUGCAGGGCUGUCCUCUGCAAGGCGCUUAA
Molecule: messenger RNA, 2838 nt
Organism: Cyclospora cayetanensis
Lineage: Eukaryota; Apicomplexa; Conoidasida; Eucoccidiorida; Eimeriidae
Product: transcription initiation factor TFIID subunit 4
Exons: 8
Coding region: 1-2838 (945 amino acids)
Biological process (GO): regulation of transcription by RNA polymerase II
Cellular component (GO): nucleus
Molecular function (GO): transcription cis-regulatory region binding
Source: RefSeq, a predicted model, not a curated record